CAUAGAUGUAAUUAUCCUAAGUUUCUUGUAUAUAUUAUCUUCCUAUGUCCUUAGUUUUUCUUUAUGAGAGAGUAGACCCCUCUUUUCACUGAAUCUCUCCUCUCCCAUCUUCUUCAUCAUAAAGUGCAUGUGCCACCACAAAUUUUCUAAGAAAAAUGGAAGGAAUUAGUUUCUUGAAGAAAAGUUCUAAGGGAAAGAAAGAUGACCUUUAUCAUGUUAUUCAUAAGGUUCCUUAUGGUGAUAGUCCUUAUGUUAAAGCCAAACAUGCUCAGUUGGUGGAUAAAGAUCCAGAAGUUGCAAUAGUGUAUUUUUGGAAAGCAAUUAAUGUUGGAGACAAAGUGGAUAGUGCUUUGAAGGAUAUGGCUGUUGUCAUGAAACAAUUAGAUAGAGCUGAAGAAGCUAUUGAAGCAAUCAAAUCUUUUAGAGGUCUUUGCUCUAAACAUUCUCAAGAAUCACUUGAUAAUGUGCUUCUUGAUCUUUACAAGAAAUGUGGAAGAAUAGAAGAGCAAAUUGAAUUAUUGAAAAGAAAGCUAAGACUUAUCUACCAAGGUGAGGCCUUUAAUGGAAGGACGACAAAGACUGCUCGUUCUCAUGGCAAAAAGUUCCAAGUUUCAAUCAAGCAAGAAACUGCAAGAUUAUUGGGAAACUUGGGCUGGGCCUACAUGCAAAAAACAAACUACAUGAUGGCUGAAGUGGUUUUCAAAAAAGCCCAAAUGAUAGAUGCUGAUGCCAAUAAAGCUUUGAACUUAGCCUUAUGCUUAAUGAGACAAUCUCGUUAUGAAGAAGCUUAUUUAAUUCUUGAACAAGUUUUACAAGGAAAGUUACCAGGUUCUGAUGAAAUAAAAUCCAAAAAUAGAGCUGAGGAAUUAGUUGUGGAAUUAAGUGCUAAUUUGCCACAACCUUUGUUUAUGGAUGAUUUGGGCCUUGAUGAUGAUCUUGUGAAAGGAAUUGAUGGAUUAUUAAAUAUUUGGAGUCCAACUAGAUCAAGAAGACUUCCAAUCUUUGAGGAAAUUUCUUCUUUUAGAGAUCAAUUAGCAUGUUAAUAAGUUAAUUGUUUUUAUUGUAUUUUGUAUAUUGUCUUAGGUUUAAGUUUGGGUAAAAUGGUCCAUUAAUUGUUUUCCAACUUCCUAUUCUUCCUUUGCCCUUUUUCUCCUUAAAAUGGUGAGGAAAAAAAUUAGAAUAAGGUUUGCUUGUAAUAAUAAUAAUGUUCUAAUAAUGUGAUCAUAAAAUUUGUAGUU
This is a messenger RNA of Trifolium pratense (red clover), 1238 nucleotides long. Its product is annotated as protein SULFUR DEFICIENCY-INDUCED 1-like. Gene Ontology annotation, molecular function: protein binding. NCBI's taxonomy places the organism in Eukaryota, Viridiplantae, Streptophyta, Magnoliopsida, Fabales, Fabaceae. The record is from RefSeq and is a predicted model, not a curated record. The transcript has 4 exons. Bases 156 to 1043 code for a protein of 295 amino acids.